AAGACGCUCUGUCGCGGUCAAGAUGGCGCAAAAACAUUAGUGUAGCUCUUGUUGCACAUCCAACAAUUAUGUUACAUUGUUUCGAAGUAUGAUACCAGUAGGCCUAUAUUUUUCGUAACCAUGGCAGAUAUACAAGACGAAGAAACAGCCUUGGCUUCAAUUCUGUAUUAUUGCCAGGAAAAGUAUUCAAACAGUGUCAUUGGCAUUGCAGCUGAAGCUCAGAGGAAGUUUAGCAGUAAUCUCAUCUUUGGGUUUUUCCAUGCCUAUGGCUUGCUUUUGCAAGACCAAGUCCAAGAUGCCAUCCAGGAAUUUGAGCAGACAAGUGACAAACGCGAUGUAUCUCUCUGCUCCUUCAUGGCACUUGUGUACGCACACAAGAAGAAACCAAACCCAGAUCAAGAUGUCAUCCAGGAGUAUGACACAAGAGUUAAGGAGGAUCGCAAGAGUGCAAGCCCAAAGGGCUUGUACUAUGCAGCCAUGUUCCUCUGGCUUUUGGGCAGGAAUGAUAAGGCAAGAGAAUAUGUUGAUAGAAUGAUAAAGAUCUCCAAUGGUUCUAAAGAGGGAAUUAUCCUGAAAGGAUGGAUAGACCUCACAUCCAAUAAGGAGGCUUAUGCCAAGAAAUCUGGGAAGUACUUUGACGAGGGCCUGAAGGAGAGUGGCAGUAUUCUGGCUCUGAUGGGAAAGGUUCAGUACUAUGAGUUUCGCCAAAAUUACUCAGGAGCCUUAGAGAUGGUGAGCCAUAUCAUUGUGAGCUACCCCGGGUUCCUUCCAGCCUUCAUCAAGAAGAUGCAGCUGUUUCUGACCCUUCAGAAUUGGGAGCAGACUGUCGAUGAAGCUCAGAGGCUUUUGCAAAGGGACAAAAACAACCUUGAGGCCCUGAGAAUGCUGGCACUUCAUUCGCUGUGCCGAGAGGGGGACAUCAGUGAGUCCGUAAGCCUUCUCUCAAACCUGGUCAACAACCUGGACAUCCAGGAGCCUCACAACCCAGAGCUUUACUGCAGGAUGUCUCUCGCCUUCACUCGAUUGUGUGGAAGAGCGGAGCCGAUCCUCCAGCAGACCCAUUCCAUGGUGGAGCGAGCGUUCUCCCGUGCGUCCGGCGAAUCAGACCUGGCCACCGAGUUGGGCUAUCAGAUGGUCCUGCAGGGUCGUGUGAAGGAGGCCAUGAAGUGGUACAAGACAGCCAUGACGCUGGACGAGUCUAGUGUGUCCGCUUUGAUGGGUAUCAUCAGGUGUCAGCUCCUGGAGAACCAUCUGGACGACGCCGAGCAGCAGCUGGAGUUCCUCACUGAGAUCCAGCAGUCCAUCGGCAAAUCAGGGGAGCUGUUGUAUCUGCGGGCGGUGCUGGCUCUGAGGCGGCGGAGGCCGCAGGACGAGGUGACCAACCUGCUGAACGACGCGGUGGACACCCACUUCUCCACGCUGCAGGGCCUGCCGCUCGGAGUCGAGUACUUCCAGCGCCUCAACCCGGACCUGCUCCUGGAGAUCGCCGCCGAGUACCUGGCACUGUGUCCGGCCAAGCCUCCAGCUCAGGGCCAGCCCCCCGCUCCCCAGCUGCAGCACUGCGCUUCAGUCUUGGACACGGUGGUGAAGAUCGUCCCUGGCCUCCUCCAGGCCAUCUAUCUCAUGGCCAAAGUCAGGUUUCUGUCAGGUGACGUCGAGGCUGCUCAGAGCAGUCUGCAGCACUGUCUGGAGAUCAACCCUUCCCACGCGGAGGCCCACCUCCUCAUGGCACAGAUCCACCUCUUGCAGGGCAACUUCAAGCUCUCCUCCCAGUCCCUGGAGCUCUGCCUCAGCCAUAACUUUGAGAUCCGUGAACACCCGAUGUACCACCUGAUCAAGGCCCAGGCGCAGAGGAGGCUGGGAGAGCAGCAGGAGGCCAUCAAGACGCUGCAGAUGGCCAUGGGUCUGCCUGGCGUGCGUCGGGUGGGCUCCCACAAGGCGAAGGGCAAGAGGACGGACCUGGGCCCAGCCGACUGCGUCUCCAUCUUCCUGGAGCUGGCCGAGGCCCUCUGGGUGAACGGGGAACAGCAUGAAGCGGCCAAAGUGAUGCAGGACGCCAUCAACGAGUUCACCGGAACCCCGGAGGAGCUGAGGGUCACCAUCGCCAACGCCGACCUGGCCCUGCUGCGUGGGGACACGGAGCUGGCACUGAGCAUGCUCCGCAACAUCACGCCCGAGCAGCCCUACUAUAUCCAGGCCAAGGAGAAAAUGGCCGACAUCUACCUGAACCACAGGAAGGAGAAACGCCUUUACGUCAGCUGCUACAGAGAAUUGGUGGAGAAGGCGCCGAGCCCCCACACAUAUCUUUUACUGGGGGAUGCCUAUAUGGACAUCCAAGAGCCAGAGAAGGCCAUCGAGGUGUACGAGCUGGCCCUGAAAAAGAACCCUAAAGACGGGGCCCUGGCCAGCAAGAUCGGCAAAGCCCUCGUCAAGACCCACAAUUACGCAAAGGCCAUAAACUAUUACGAGGCGGCCCUGCGGAGCGGCCAGCAGAACUUCCUGCGCUACGAUCUGGCGGAGCUCCUGCUGAAGCUGCGGCAGUACGAGGGCUGCGAGAAAGUCCUGCACGAGGCCCUCACCCACGACCCUGCAAAUGAGCUGUCAGCCCUCUCCGAGGAUUGUCGGUAUCUGGUGUUGCUGGCCAAGGUCCAGACCAAGAUGGCCAAAAAUAACGAAGCCAUGCUGUCCCUCCAGAGGGCGCGAGACGUCCAGGCCAAAGUGCUGAAGCGCAUGCAGCUGGAGCAGCCGGAUGCCGUGCCCCAGCAGAAGCAGCUCGCCGCCGAGAUCUGCGCCGAGAUCGGCAAGCACUACUCCAGCCAGAGGGGCUACGAGCGAGCCGUCAAGUUCUACAAAGAAGCCCUUGUUUAUUGUGAGAGCGAUAGCAAGGUGAUGCUGGAUCUGGCGCGUCUGUACCUGACACUGGAUGAUGUGGAGGCCUGUCAGCAGCAGUGCAGUCUGUUACUGAAGAGUGACCAGGUCAACGAGUCGGCCACUCUGAUGAUGGCGGACCUGAUGUUCAGGAAGCAGGACUACGACCAGGCCAUUUUCCACUUUCAGCAGCUUCUCGAGCGCAAGCCUGACAACUACCCGACACUGUCACGUCUGAUCGACCUGCUGAGGCGAGCUGGGAAGCUGGACGAGGUCUCCCGCUUUCUGGACAUGGCUGAGAAGCAUUCCCCAAGGGCCAAGUUCGACUCCGGGUUUAACUACUGUAAAGGACUUUACCUGUGGUACACAGGUGAACCCAACGAUGGGCUUAGGCACUUCAACAAGGCCCGAAAGGACAACGACUGGGGACAGAAUGCUGUGUACAACAUGAUCGAGAUCUGCCUGAACCCGGACAAUGAAACCGUGGGUGGAGAGGUGUUUGAGAACCUUGAUGGUGACAUCGGGAACUCCACGGAGAAGCAGGAGUCGGAGCAGCUGGCGGUGCGGACGGCCGAGAAGCUGCUGAAGGAGCUGCGGCCGCAGACGGGCGAGGGCCGCGUCCAGCUGCGCAUCCUGGAGCACUACUGCUUCCUGGCCACCAAGCAGACGGCCAACGUGGAGCGGGCCCUGGGCGUGUUCACCGAGGUCGCAAACAGCGAGAAAGAUCAUGUCCCUGCAUUGUUAGCCAUGGCCACGGCCUACAUGAUCCUGAAGCAGACGCCGCGAGCUCGUAACCAGCUAAAACGCAUUGCCAAGAUGAACUGGAACAUCGUCGAUGCUGAGGAGUUUGAGAAGAGUUGGCUGUUGUUGGCUGAUAUUUAUAUUCAGUCGGGCAAAUAUGAUAUGGCCGGCGAGCUGCUGAAAAGAUGCUUGCGUCACAAUAAGUCCUGUUGCAAAGCAUAUGAGUACAUGGGGUACAUCAUGGAGAAAGAGAAAGCCUUCAGAGAUGCGGCCUUGAAUUAUGAGAUGGCCUGGAAAUAUGGCAAUCAGACCAACCCAACAAUUGGCUACAAACUUGCUUUCAACUAUCUCAAAGCCAAGAGAUAUGUGGAUGCAAUCGAUGUGUGUCAUAAGGUCUUGGAUGCCCAUCCCAAUUAUCCAAAGAUAAGGAAAGACAUUUUGGACAAGGCCCGAGCUUCUCUAAGAUCAUAGUGUUAUGAAUUUGUGUGUGUGUGUGUGUGUGUGUGUGUGUGUGUGUGUGUGUGUGUGUGUGUGUGUGAGAGAGAGAGUUUAUAUGUGUAUUAGAUUUCUUUCUAUUUGUACCCAUUGACUGUAUAAAAGUUUGAACCUGCCGAAGACUUAACACCAGUUUGUAUUACUGAUUGUGCAAUUAAUGUUGCAGUCAUGAUUUACUUCAGUCUGAAGGAUGCAGUGCAUUUUAUCAUUAAAAGUU
This is a messenger RNA of Sardina pilchardus (European sardine), 4321 nucleotides long. RefSeq names its product tetratricopeptide repeat domain 21B (gene ttc21b). The coding region runs from base 121 to 4080 and encodes 1319 amino acids. Gene Ontology annotation, molecular function: protein binding. The record is from RefSeq and is a predicted model, not a curated record. Gene Ontology annotation, cellular component: intraciliary transport particle A. Gene Ontology annotation, biological process: protein localization to cilium; intraciliary retrograde transport. Lineage: Eukaryota; Metazoa; Chordata; Actinopteri; Clupeiformes; Clupeidae. The transcript has 29 exons.